Molecule: messenger RNA, 2548 nt
Organism: Exophiala dermatitidis NIH/UT8656
Lineage: Eukaryota; Fungi; Ascomycota; Eurotiomycetes; Chaetothyriales; Herpotrichiellaceae
Product: leukotriene-A4 hydrolase
Exons: 1
Coding region: 271-2340 (689 amino acids)
Biological process (GO): proteolysis
Cellular component (GO): cytosol
Molecular function (GO): epoxide hydrolase activity; metallopeptidase activity; zinc ion binding
Source: RefSeq, a predicted model, not a curated record
AUCAGCAACCUGAAUGCUUCAUCAAGGAGAGUCUUCAGCUUCAUGUUCACCUAAAUUCAGGAUCUUGUUUCAAGCAGCGAUUAUUCGCUGCCUAACACCUCCCUCUUGCCUCGAAGUCGAGCUCUCUGCGAAGUCUGUGAUUUGACUGCAGUGUUCAAGUUGUUGCCGGUGGUUUCUUGGACCGCUCGACCCACAUCUACCGCUUUCACAAAGGUCAAGGUGAGGUAAACAGCUGCGAGGCGCUGUGUGUGGUUACGGGUCAAACGACGCAUGAUACCAGGUCAAGCGUGGACCGCUGUGUCAAGCACAAGGACCGCUUUCCGCAGAAGUUUGUUUCAGACACUUCAAGUUGUGACUGUUCGUCCCGUCAUAUCGCACAGUCACCGUCAUCACCAAUUCAGCAUCGGCAUUGGUACUCUACGCACCAUGGCCACUUCUACUCCUGCUGUCGGACUCAUCAACACACCACGGGACCCCAACACGCUGGCAAACUACAACAACUGGCGAACGGUGCACACGACGACAUCAUUAGAUAUACUGUUCGAGCAACAGAAGCUGAAGGGCAAUGUGGUGCACAAGCUGGAAGCAAUCACGGACGGCGAGAGCGACGAGAUUCUUCUGGACUCGAGUCACGUGCAAAUCCACUCGGUCAAGGCUAAUGACGAGCCCGUACAGUGGGAACUCCUGAAACGACUGGAGCCGUACGGCAGUGCAUUGAAGAUCAAGCUGGACCAGACUCCCAAACUGAACGAAACGAUCCAAGUGGCCAUCGAGCUGGAAACCACGGCCCUGUGCACGGCCUUACAAUGGCUGACGCCGGCGCAGACGUCGAACAAGAAACACCCAUACAUGUUCUCGCAAUGUCAGGCGAUCCACGCGCGCUCCAUCUUUCCAUGUCAAGACACACCCGACGUCAAGGCCACAUUCGACUUUUUCAUCCGCUCACCACUUCCCGUGAUUGCAUCGGGCAUCGCCGCCAAAGAUAACCCGACCAGUCCAUCCCAGGACGGCAGUUUACAGCUGUACAAGUUCCACCAAUGCGUACCGAUCCCCGCGUAUCUUUUCGCCCUGGCCAGCGGGGACAUAGCAACGGCCAAAAUCGGCCCACGCAGCCUGGUGGCCACGGGACCCGAAGAGCUCGAGUCCUGUCGCUGGGAACUCGAGGCCGACACGGAAAAGUACAUGGAAGCCGCUGAAUCUCUUGUGUUUCCGUACGUGUGGGGCCAAUACAAUGUUCUUGUCUUGCCGCCGUCGUUCCCUUACGGCGGCAUGGAAAACCCCGUAUACACGUUUGCGACACCGACCGUGAUUUCCGGGGAUCGUCAGAACGUGGACGUGAUUGCGCACGAGCUGUCACAUUCGUGGUCUGGCAAUUUGGUUUCUAAUGCCUCCUGGGAGCAUUUCUGGCUCAACGAGGGCUGGACCACGUAUCUGGAGCGACGGAUCCAAGCGGCCGUCCAUGGCGGCGACCAGUGGCGCGACUUCAGCGCCAUCAUCGGCUGGAAGGCCCUGACGGAUUCGGUCGAGCAGUUUGGUGAUCAGCACGAGUUCACCAAGCUGGUCAUCGACCUCAAGGGCAAGGACCCGGACGACGCCUUUUCCAGUAUUCCUUACGAGAAAGGCUUCAAUUUUUUGUAUUAUAUCGAGAAACUCAUUUCGAAGCCCCAAUUUGACCGCUUCAUCCCACAUUACUUUGAGACGUGGCGCGGCAAAUCGCUCGACAGCUAUGACUUCAAGACUACCUUGUUGGAGUUCUUCAAGGAUGAUGAGGUCACAUCGAAAAAAUUGGAUACUAUCGACUGGGACGCUUGGUUCUACAAGCCGGGAUUGCCUCCGAAACCGGACUUUGACACCAGUCUCGUCGACGUCGCGUACCGGCUGGCCGAUAAGUGGGAGAAGUUGGAAUCGGAGUCUACCACAGGCGGUGCUACUGACAGUUUUCGUCCGUCAAAGUCGGAUAUGGACGGGUGGUCCGCCAACCAGGUGGUGGUGUUCCUGGAGCGCGUGUUGGCGUUCAAUAAGGGGCUGUCGGCCGCUCACGCCGGUCUGUUGGGAGAGGUGUACGAGUUGAAAGACACGCGCAACGUCGAGGUCUCGAGUCGGUACUAUCAGAUCGCCAUGCGCAGCAAAGUCGAUGCCAUCAAGCCCUUUGUCACAAAGUUGUUGGGUGAGGUCGGACGCAUGAAGUUUGUCCGGCCCUUGUACCGCGGCCUGAUCAAGCUGGACUAUGAGUUGGCCGUGGAGACGUUUGAGAAGAAUAAGGAUUUCUAUCAUCCGAUUUGUCGGGGAAUGGUGGCCAAGGAUUUGUUUGGUAGCAAACAAGAGAAGAAGAAGGAGUGAAAGAGAAGAAAAGGGACGAAACAGGAAAAGGAAAAGAGGUCGGGGCCACGGCUGUUGUUGUGGUGGUGGAGGUGCGAUAUGAGGUCAGGUCUGGAUACAUACAUAGUCACUCGGAUGUGAAGUACUGUACGACAACAGCCAACCUCGUAGUCGGUUCACUGCCAUGCCAAGAUAUGCAAUGGAUCAUUCGCCUUGCAGAAGCGUUUCC